CCGAAGGCGAAGAAGAAAGAGAAAACCAAAAAGCGACCAACUUUAGAAAACCUAAUGGGUCACAAUCGCAAGGGUGCUGCGAAGGAUAAGAAUCCGAAGGGGGAGGAAUCUGAGAAGCGAGGAACGGUAGAAAAACUAGUGGAUCUGCGCCACGGUGCGGCGGCGGCGAAGGAUAAGAAUCUGAAUGCGAAGAAGAAAACUAAAAAGCCAGGAACUUCAGAAAACCUAGUGAAGGAUAAGAUUCUGAAGGCGGAGGAAACUGAAAAGCCGAGAGUCUCUUUGGCCGAAGCUGCGGCAAAGAUGGAUCCUUCAGAUCUUGCGGAUCACCUCGACGGUAUGAAAUUGCCGGACCUGGAUGUAAUGAGAUUUUACUAUUACUUUCAGAAAGCAUUUGCCCAAGUAUCAUGGAAAUGGGUGAAGAUGUUCAACGAGUCUCCUCUGUCCGCGAUCAUCGAUGUUCCUGUAUCUCAUAUUUCUAAGCCUAUCUACGAAUUAUCAGUAGAUUGGAUCAAGCCACGUGAAGUUAAGUAUAUCUCGGAAAUCAUAUUGUGGAUUUGUGAUCGUAUUCUGUACAAUUUGGUGGAUAAAGGUGGUGACAAUGCUCCAGCUUCUGUUUGGCCCAAAUCUCAGGCAGCGCAUUUUGUUGUACUGGCUAUGGUAUUGCGUGCUAGACCUGAUUCUUUGAUUGAGGUUUUGCCCUCACUGAGGGAUAAACACACGUACCAAGGACCCGACAAGCUUCCCCUUAUAGUUUGGAUGAUGGCUCAGGCCUCCCAAGGUGAUCUAUCUGCUGGCUUGUAUUCAUGGAUGUGUAACUUGCUACCGCUAGUCAGUAAUAACAAGUGCUGCUGCCCUCAGUCACUGGAUCUCAUUCUUCAAUUCGCUGAGUACAUGUUGUCUCGUCCAGAGGCUAUCACUGUGCUUGUAAACAACGGAGGUGGUGUUAUGGAAGGACAGCGUCUGGUUCCACUUCCUUCACUUGACAUCUUGCUGCGCCUCACAUUCCCUGCUCCAUCUGCAAGAGUUGAGACUACAAAGAGGUUUGAGGCAAUUUAUCCCUCUUUGAAGGAAGUGGCUCUUUCUCCAGAGAGGGCAGGAGGUGAAAAAUUUGCCUUGCGUAAUUUAUUCACGUUUGCCUUGACCUUAACUGGAGAAAAAGGGAAUCCUUCUGUUUUAACCAAGGAAGCUACAUCAAUCGCUAUCAGAUCUCUGACCGAAAACAUCGUCUGCUUUGACCACUGGGACAAACUUUAUGUGGAUAAUCCAGUCGCAAGUGUUGCCCUUCUCAAGAAGCUUGUAGACGACAAUCAGUUCCUCAGGCUAUCAACAUCACCAAUUGAUGAUACUCUCAGGGUCAAUCAAAUUAUGGAGAGCUUCAGGCGUAAGAACAAAAGAGCCAUCGCUGAAGGAGGAGCCAAUUGUUUUCUUUACAAAGAAGCUGACAAGUACUGCACACGGGUCUCUUGGAGACUCUUUGGGAGACUCCCGGAUGUUCCUUUAUCUCAUAUUUCUAAGCCUAUCUACGAAUUAUCAGUCGAUUGGAUCAAACCACGUCAAGUUGAGUAUAUCUCGGAAAUCGUAUUGUGGAUUUGUGAUCGUAUUCUGCACAAUUUGGUGAAUAAAGGUGGUGACAAUGCUCCAGCACCUGUUUGGCCCAAAUCUCAGGCGGCGCAUUUUGUUGUAUUGGCUAUGGUAUUGCGUUCUAGACCUGAUUCUUUGAUUGAGGUUUUGCCCUCACUGAGGGAUAAACACACGUACCAAGGACCCGAUAAGCUUCCCCUUAUAGUUUGGAUGAUGGCUCAGUUGAUUGAGGAGAUUCUGUAGCGCCCUAGGGCUCGGACCAUACUUGUAGAUGGAGCUCUUAGGGAUGGAGAGCCGCUGUUUCCACUUCCUUCAUUUGAGAUCUUGGUGCGUCUCACCUUCCGUGCUCCAUCCGCAAGAGUAAAGUCUACAGAGAGGGUUGAGGCAAUAUAUCUGAUGUAGCGCCAAAUGUGAUCUCCGUCGAUCACAACGGUACAGAGAGGGUUGUCCUCAUGGGACUUUCCUUUUCUUCUUUGAAUUAAGUUAUUUCCUUUUAUUUGUCUGUUUUCACUUAGGAAUAGGAAAUCACGUAAUCCCUUUAGGAUCGUGAAGUUUUUGUUCUUAUAUAAGCUGAGGCUAAUGCCCUCUUGUAAAGCACGCUUUGAUUGAAUAAGACAUUCUUGCCUCACAACUACGAACGCACUAUGUACACAAGAUGACAAGGAUCCAUCUUUGCCGCUG
Messenger RNA from Brassica oleracea var. oleracea, 2262 nucleotides. RefSeq lists its product as uncharacterized. Lineage: Eukaryota; Viridiplantae; Streptophyta; Magnoliopsida; Brassicales; Brassicaceae. The transcript is spliced from 13 exons. The record is from RefSeq and is a predicted model, not a curated record. Bases 55 to 1824 code for a protein of 589 amino acids. Gene Ontology annotation, cellular component: endoplasmic reticulum; Golgi apparatus.